Schizophyllum commune H4-8 is the source of this 195-nucleotide messenger RNA. RefSeq lists its product as uncharacterized. The record is from RefSeq and is a predicted model, not a curated record. The transcript has 2 exons. Bases 1 to 195 code for a protein of 64 amino acids. NCBI's taxonomy places the organism in Eukaryota, Fungi, Basidiomycota, Agaricomycetes, Agaricales, Schizophyllaceae.
AUGCUCGGCGAUCUAGAGAUUGGCGUGACGCCUCCCAAAGCGACGCCCUCCUCCUCCCCAGUCGUCCGCACGCUAUCGCCAAAGGCGAGCGAGCGGACAAGUUCAGGAUUCCUACGCCGAGCGCAGCAGGGCGGCCACCCAGGGCUCGCCUCUCAGCCGCUAGAUCCAUCGCGCCCGCCCAAAUUUGCAGGCUAA